AUGCAUUGUUGUACUUUCGACGGCUCGUCUGCUGACGCUACGGCCACCGAAAAGAUUCGACGCGCCACGCUCGAGAAGAUACAGCGCGACAAACUGGUGGACAUGCUCAAGACACUGGACGCACUGCAUGAUCUUCCUGAAAUUGACAUCAAUGACCUCGAAAAACUGUCGAUAAUACGCGGCCCAAUGCUCGACGUGGAUAACUGGGCGUCGUUGUUACCGAACGAGUUCCAUACCAGGUUCUUCAUGCCCUUUGACUGGCCGCAGGACUGGUUGGAAUAUGAAGCAUGGUCCACGUGCGAUUUCUGGAUGCGGAUGGAUCAUUUGGAUCUACACCAGACCUGCAAUUUGCAUUUUCAGAAGUGUCGAGCGAAAUGGCUGAGCGCACGCCUCUCUCAGCUGAACAACGUCGAUCCCGAAAUCUGGGACAUUUAUACGGCCUGGCUCGACGCUGUCCAAAGCGAAGAUGAUAUUGAACAAACCGUAAAGGACGGCCACCAGCGACUUCAUGUUGCCAACACCGACUAUCAGUCUGGCUCUACAAUUCGCCAGGCUGAAUUUCUGCACCUUCGAUCCUUUUGGGAAAUACAUGAUGGCGGCAUGGAUGAUUUCGAUCAUUUGAUGCGGGAUAACCCCAAAACAGGCUAUCAAGGGUAUAUAUCCGAGGAUAAUGACAAACGCGCUUCUCAAAUCCACGAGAACCGGACUAGUUACUUCCAACACUACUGCAAAGAACUGAAGGGAGCCAAAAAUGAUUUCGACGGCUUAACCCCACAUCCAGACAGCGGCAUUUGGGCUACUGUGCGUCUUUGGCAGACUCUUACCUACUGGCACACGAAAGAAAAGCCCGAUUCGGACACGGAGAAGCCAAAGUCCAACAUUCUCAAGAAAGGUCACAAGGCCAAAUUCGCCUUUUCCGGAGAAGAUUCUGCCACACAGCGGCUUCGGAACCUCCACAUAUCCACCCCUCCUCCAUCUUCGCGACGCCCCGAUCCAGUAUUUGGCACACCCGUCGCAGUUUCCUACCAGAUGGGGUUACAGUCGCAGGGCAAUCCCUCCUCGGUGGAUGAAAUAUAUGCCAAUGUCUCCUUGUUGCUCAUGUUGCAGGCAGCAAUUUCUGAGUCUAUUUCCUUCCUCGGGAAUUUGAACUGGGUUCCUCGGCGUCUGCCUCUCAAGCUCAAAGCGUCCGCUGGCGUAGGCACUUCGCGCGCCACCCAAGAAUUGAUGACGGCUCAAGUUGAUGGAUAUCUCUGUUGCCGAGACUCGAACCACAAUUUCUGCCCAAAUCCGCUCGCCAUUUGCGAAACAAAGCGAUACGUCCGGUCGAACAAGAUUGAAGACACACAGCGCCAGGAAACAGCGGAGAUGGCAUCUUGGAUCGCACAGUGCUGUGGCAGCACUGAUGGUCUUUUGCAGUCGUCUGCGAGCGGCAGAAAGAGGCGCCUCCUCAUAUCACAGGACAGGCACGAAGUGUACAUUAUCAUUGGAGAGUACGGGUCAGAGUAUGAGGAGUACAUUACCGGUCGGGCUUCACUCUUGGCCUGCGCGACGCAAGCCGGCGCCGGCGCUGACUUUGACGUGGAAGCUAAUGCCCGAGCGGCUGCCGGAUCAGGCGCGUACGUGAGCCAGUUGGAACGGGCCGGCAUAGAAACCGAGAGCUUGAAAUUGACUAAACUUCUCUCAAAGCCGCUGCCGCUGCCGCCCUCGUCAGGCCGCGUGACCCGGUCCCGUGCGCUGCGGGAACCAACACCGCCCAAGGAACUGCCUAGCGUUGACGGGUUCUUGGUGAUGCACCAGUUUGGCCCGUACAUCAUCAACCAGGAGGAUAACGUGACGCGGUUCGUGCGCCGCCUCAUCGCUCUAAUGCUCCAGCUUAAGAGCGGCAGCGGCAGUGCCGACGGCGACGCGAGAUUCACUUCGCAGCCACCGCCGGCGGAGUUUAUCGAGAAGCAGAUCCCACGUUCGUGGCCUCAACACGGGACUCAAGCCGGACCUCAAGAAUAA
Messenger RNA from Cordyceps militaris CM01, 2004 nucleotides. RefSeq lists its product as uncharacterized. The record is from RefSeq and is a predicted model, not a curated record. The coding region runs from base 1 to 2004 and encodes 667 amino acids. The transcript has 2 exons. Lineage: Eukaryota; Fungi; Ascomycota; Sordariomycetes; Hypocreales; Cordycipitaceae.